Messenger RNA from Sarcophilus harrisii (Tasmanian devil), 6238 nucleotides. RefSeq names its product potassium voltage-gated channel subfamily H member 2 (gene KCNH2). The coding region runs from base 1055 to 4522 and encodes 1155 amino acids. Gene Ontology annotation, biological process: regulation of ventricular cardiac muscle cell membrane repolarization; regulation of heart rate by cardiac conduction; membrane repolarization during action potential. Gene Ontology annotation, molecular function: inward rectifier potassium channel activity. The transcript has 15 exons. The record is from RefSeq and is a predicted model, not a curated record. Gene Ontology annotation, cellular component: membrane. NCBI's taxonomy places the organism in Eukaryota, Metazoa, Chordata, Mammalia, Dasyuromorphia, Dasyuridae.
GGAGCUCUGAGGGAAAGAGCAGCGUCUCAUCUCUGCUUCCCGGCCCGGCGGGGCCCUGCCCGCCCCCGGAGUCCCUUGCAGGCCAGCCUGCAGCGGCCGCAGGGCGGGGGGGGGGCCGCCAGGACGCAGGCCUUGGGCCGGCCGCUGCCUCCUCGGGGACGCAGCGCCAAGGGGUCUGGGGGAGCCGUGCGGGACAAGGAAGCGAGGAGCCGGCCGCCCCUACGCCGGGUUGCGAGUCUGUGAGACCAGUUGCACCAAGUGAUUUCUGACGUUUCCCCAUCCGCUAAGUUCCCGUGUGCUGAUGGAUGGAGCCAUGGAUCACCUGACUUGACUUGGAGAGUGCCGAAACAUUCUGGUUCCGUGUUAGCUCAAGGCUUGAGUUCCAGGGCUCAGAGCCAUUCGCAGUGGCCCCCUGAAUGUGCAGUGCAGGGGUCCUCGAACUUUUAAAUAGGGGGCCUGUCCCUCAGACUGUCGCAGGGCGCACUAGAGUAACAACAAAACCUUUGUUCUGUGGGCCUUUGAAUGGAGAACCUCCAUGGCCCUGGGUGAGGGGAUGACCGUCCUCAGCUGCCGCGUCUGAGGGCCGCAGUUUGAGGGCCUGAUUUAGUGUUAUCCCUUUUCAAGAGUUCGGUGCAGCGAAGCCCGUACUAUCUGUAUUUGUUGUUGUUGGACUAGCUCAUCCAUCGGUCUUGGGUGGUGUGCCUUGCAUCUGCUACUCUGGGAGCUGGCCUAGGUUUGUUUGUUUUUAUCACCUGCCUAGAGUCAGACAACUUGUAAGAAUCAAAUGUGUGCGGUUGGACUUGAGCCCCGGUCCUCCUGUCUCUAAGCUGCCGCUCUAUCCACUGCGCUAGCCGGAGUCAUCUUAGGCCUCGCUUUCAAACACGCAUUUCUGGGAGCCGCAGAAUGGGACAGCAUUCCUCACUGCCGGGCAGAAUAAAAGUUUGUGCUGCCCGUCCCUGGGCACUAGCUGAAACUGUCACGGAAAAUAGCCAGCCCAGACUGGAGUUUCCAGAAUGCAGUGGGAGGGAGGAGAUGGUCAUUUCCAGGAGACAAUAUGUUUUGCCGUCCCGGUUUUAGACUGUCUCCAGAAAUGUGCUUCUCGGGAGCUGCGUCUUUGGGUGGCCGAAAGUUCAUCAUUGCUAAUGCUCGGGUGGAAAACUGUGCCGUCAUCUACUGCAAUGAUGGCUUCUGCGAGCUGUGUGGCUACUCCCGGGCAGAGGUGAUGCAGCGGCCCUGCACCUGCGACUUCCUGCAUGGCCCUAGGACCCAGCGCCGGGCCGCCGCCCAGAUCGCUCAGGCUCUGCUGGGGGCCGAGGAGCGCAAGGUGGAGAUUGCUUUCUACAGGAAGGAUGGCAGCUGCUUUCUGUGCUUGGUGGACGUAGUUCCCGUGAAGAACGAGGAUGGGGCUGUCAUCAUGUUCAUCCUCAACUUUGAAGUGGUGAUGGAGACGGAGUUGGCGGGGUCCCUGGCCCACGACACGAACCACCGAGGCCCUCCCACCAGUUGGCUGGCCCCAGGCCGUGGCCGGACCUUUCGACUGAAGCUUCCAGCACUUCUGGCCCUGACAGCCCGGGAACCCUCCCUGCGACCUGGUGGCCCGAGGGCUCCAGGGGCAGUUGUGGUGGACGUGGACUUGACUCCGGCACCGCCCAGCAGCGAGUCUCUGGCCCUGGAUGAGGUGACCUCCUCCCUAGAUAACCAUGUGUCAGGCCCUCCUGGCCUGGCUGAGGAGCGCCGGGCCCUGGUGGGGCCUGGCUCCCCGAGUAGUGUACCUCUUACGCACUCCUCCCCUCGGACGCGAAACCUCAACCCUGAUGCCUCAGGCUCCAGCUGCAGCCUGGCCCGGACCCGCUCCCGCGAGAGCUGUGCCAGUGUCCGACGAGCAUCUUCCGCCGAUGACAUCGAGGCCAUGAGGGCUGGCACGAUGCCCCCACCCCCCCGCCACGCCAGCACUGGGGCCAUGCACCCCCUACGCAGCAGCCUCCUGAACUCCACCUCAGACUCGGACCUGGUCCGUUAUCGCACCAUCAGUAAGAUUCCUCAGAUCACCCUGAACUUCGUGGAUCUGAAGGGUGAUCCUUUCCUGGCCUCACCUGCCAGUGACCGCGAGAUCAUUGCCCCAAAGAUCAAGGAGAGGACCCACAACGUCACCGAGAAAGUCACCCAGGUCCUGUCCCUGGGUGCAGACGUGUUGCCCGAGUACAAGCUGCAGGCUCCCAGGAUUCACCGCUGGACCAUUUUGCACUACAGUCCUUUCAAAGCUGUGUGGGACUGGCUUAUCCUCCUGCUGGUCAUCUACACCGCCGUCUUCACACCGUACUCGGCAGCCUUCCUGCUGAGCGAGGAGACCCCACCGGCCCCUGACUGUGGCUAUGCCUGUCAGCCCUUGGCGGUGGUGGACCUCAUCGUGGACAUCAUGUUCAUUGUGGACAUCCUCAUCAACUUCCGAACCACCUAUGUCAACGCCAAUGAGGAGGUGGUCAGCCACCCUGGCCGAAUCGCUGUCCACUACUUCAAGGGCUGGUUCCUCAUCGACAUGGUGGCAGCCAUCCCUUUUGACCUACUCAUCUUUGGCUCCGGCUCUGAGGAGCUGAUCGGGCUGCUGAAGACAGCACGGCUGCUGCGACUGGUGAGGGUGGCAAGGAAGCUGGACCGCUACUCAGAGUAUGGGGCUGCCGUGCUCUUCCUGCUCAUGUGCACCUUCGCCCUCAUCGCGCACUGGCUGGCCUGCAUCUGGUACGCCAUCGGCAACAUGGAGCAGCCGUUCAUGGACUCCCGCAUCGGCUGGCUUCACAACCUGGGUGACCAGAUCGGCAAGCCCUACAAUGGCAGCGGCUCGGGGGGCCCCUCCAUCAAGGACAAGUAUGUCACUGCUCUCUACUUCACCUUCAGCAGCCUGACCAGUGUGGGCUUUGGCAAUGUCUCCCCCAACACCAAUUCUGAGAAGAUCUUCUCCAUAUGUGUCAUGCUCAUUGGCUCUCUGAUGUAUGCCAGCAUCUUUGGCAAUGUAUCUGCUAUCAUACAACGACUGUACUCGGGCACUGCCCGAUACCACACCCAGAUGCUCCGAGUCCGUGAGUUCAUCCGCUUUCACCAGAUCCCCAACCCCCUGCGACAGCGCCUGGAGGAGUAUUUCCAGCACGCGUGGUCCUACACCAAUGGCAUCGAUAUGAAUGCGGUGCUGAAGGGAUUCCCUGAGUGUCUCCAGGCUGACAUCUGCCUGCAUCUGAAUCGUUCCUUGCUACAACACUGCAAACCUUUCCGAGGGGCCACCAAGGGCUGCCUGCGGGCACUGGCCAUGAAAUUCAAGACCACUCAUGCACCUCCUGGGGACACGCUCGUCCAUGCUGGGGACCUGCUGACGGCUCUCUACUUCAUUUCUCGAGGCUCCAUCGAGAUCCUACGUGGUGACGUUGUUGUGGCUAUCCUGGGGAAGAAUGACAUCUUUGGCGAGCCUCUGAAUCUGUACGCACGGCCCGGCAAGUCCAACGGGGAUGUCCGAGCUCUUACUUACUGUGACCUGCACAAGAUCCAGCGUGAUGACCUUCUGGAAGUACUGGACAUGUACCCCGAGUUCUCCGAUCACUUCUGGUCCAGCUUGGAGAUCACCUUCAACCUGCGUGACACCAAUAUGAUCCCUGGUUCCCCGGGCAGCACCGAGUUAGAUGGUGGCUUCAACCGGCUGCGCAGACGCAAGCUGUCCUUCCGCCGCCGAACAGACAAGGAUGCAGAGCAGUCAGGAGAAGGCUCAGUGGUGGGCACGGGCCGAGAAGGUGCGGGAGCCGGCGGCCGGGCACGGUCAGGGGGGCCGUGGGAUGAGAGUCCUUCCAGCGGUCCCUCCAGCCCAGAGAGCAGUGAGGAAGAGGAGACCCGAGGGCCCAGUUCCAGCCCUCUCCGCCUGGUGCCCUUCCCCAGCCCCCAACCUCCCCGGGACCUGCUGGGUGGGGAGCCCGUGGCUGAGGAGGCCGAGAAGGGCAGCGACACCUGUAAUCCCUUGUCAGGUGCCUUCUCAGGGGUGUCCAACAUCUUUAGUUUCUGGGGGGACAGUCGGAGUCGCCAGUACCAGGAGCUGCCGAGAUGUCCAACCCCAACACCUACCACCGGGCUCCUCAACAUCCCCCUGGCCAGCCCUGGGCGCCGGCCCCGAGGCGACGUGGACAGCAGGCUCGAUGCCCUCCAGAGACAGCUCAACAGGCUGGAGACCCGCCUCAGCACAGACAUGGCGGCGGUGCUGCAGCUGCUGCAGAGACAGAUGACGCUGGUGCCCCCGGCCUACAGCACCGUGACUCCCCCCGCCCCCGCGCUCUCAUCCGACUCCCCCUUGUUGCCCGUCAGCCCUGUCCCCACUCUCACCCUCGACUCUCUCUCUCAGGUUUCCCAGUUCCUGGCGUGUGAGGAGCUCCCUCCAGGGGCUUCAGAGCUUCCCCACGACGGCCCUGCCCGACGCCUCUCCCUGCCCGGGCAGCUGGGGGCCCUGACCUCCCAGCCCCUGCACAGACACGGCUCAGACCCGGGCAGUUAGUGGGGUAGCUAGGCGGACAUGUGGCUCAGCCCAGGCCCCUGUGGCCCUGCACAACUCUGGGCCCUCUCCCCUAGACAGUCUUCACUCCCCUGGGGAGGAGACUGGGGAAGGUCAGAAUGGGAGGAGUUGAGGGGAGCAAUGGGGUCGUUUUCCUUUCCCUCAAAGCUUGGGAUAUUUUACUCCCACCAGGUUCCCCUUGCCCCACCUCCCCCACCCCCACCCCCCAGGGAGAGGGUUGGGGCCCCAGGGACCAGGCUGUGGCACCCUCUUGGGGGCAUUGGACAGAGGGUCUCUGGUCCUCCCCAUCCUCCCCCCGGCUGCCCUGGGGGCAUUAGCUGGUCUAACUGCCCGGGAGGGAUAUGGCCCUGGGGCCUCAGGCACCUCAAGGACUCUACUGCUAUUUACUGCUCUUAUUGUUAAGGAUAAUAAUUAAGGAUCAUUAUGAAUCAUUAAUGAAGAUGCUGAUGAAUAUGAAUAAUAAAUAAUUAUCCUGAGGAGAAACCAGUGAUGUUGCCGGGCAUUAGGUCUGCAUGGCUUUAUGUCCAUAUAGACUCUCAGGACUUUUCAAACCGGGGGUGUCACAUGUAUGUCUCAAGAUUUACGGCCUGGGGCAGCAUCCUGCCUAUGGUUCCAGAAGGGAGGAGGCAAGACUUGGUGUGAUCCCCCUAGAAGACAUCUGUGAUCCCUAACAGUGUCCUCCCACUUCUCCCAUUUUUAUUGGGUUGAAGACUUUCAUGAAAUCUCCAUAACUCAGUGACUUAGAGAAGGGUACUAAUGAAACUUCCAUCUCACUGGCCACCAACUGCCCCCUUCCCUUUAGCCAGUAUCUGAUUGCUAGCCUGGAGCUAAGCCCAGCCAGGGACUGACGCUAACUCUUCAUAUGCUGACCUUGUAAUCCUGGCUACUCUCCACUUUAUCUGCUGCUGGAUUCCUGACUUGUCCAGGAAAUCACUCCUCUAACUCUGGCUAGUGACUGACCACCAAGUGACUCUUCAUUUCUUCCAUGCAUUGAUUUCUAAUUCCAACCAGAGAUUUACCUCCUAACCCAACCCCUGGCUGACUCACUAAUCCUAUCUACCUACCUAGGGCUGAUUCUUAAUGGAUGUUCUGAUUUACUGCUAAUCCCUGCCAUCUACUAACCCUUAAGCCUGGCCACAGGCUGAGCCCCUGCUCUCUUCAAAGACUGACCUAAUUCUGCCAAUAGACACAGAUUAAACCCCUGACCCUGACUAUUUACUGGUGCCUGACCCUGGUCAGAAAAUGAUUCCCAAAUUCUAGACACUUGAGUGACCCCAAUCCCAUCCAGCUGCCUCCACAAAUUCUUUCCCUUUGGUCAUUAAAAGGAACUGUAGAUGGCUCAUUGUUGUCCAUUUGUACUAUUGGAUAAACAACUCAUAGGAUUAUUAAUUUAAUUUAGAAUUAUAAGGGAGUUUAGUGAUUAUUGAGUCCAUCCAAUCCCCUCUUCCUACCUCCCUCCCCAUUUCAUAGAAAAGGAAAGAUUAAAUGGCCAAGGUGGGUUGCAGGUAGUAAGUGGCAGAAUCAGAGUUCUUUGACUGAAGACCCAACAUUUUACUCCAACACUUAAACUGAAGGUUUUCCUGAGGGUCUGAAGGGACGUGGACUGAUGUCAGUGGUGAUUAAGGAGCUCUUGUCCAGUUUGCCAGCUAUCCCUUCUGCUGGAGCUGAUGGGAUCAUAAUGCCUUCCCAUUAUACUCU